Molecule: messenger RNA, 1333 nt
Organism: Paramormyrops kingsleyae
Lineage: Eukaryota; Metazoa; Chordata; Actinopteri; Osteoglossiformes; Mormyridae
Gene: dpm2
Product: dolichyl-phosphate mannosyltransferase subunit 2, regulatory
Biological process (GO): GPI anchor biosynthetic process; dolichol phosphate mannose biosynthetic process
Cellular component (GO): dolichol-phosphate-mannose synthase complex; endoplasmic reticulum membrane
Molecular function (GO): enzyme regulator activity
Source: RefSeq, a predicted model, not a curated record
CUACAUUUCCCUGUAUGGGUGUCGUCCAAGAGAGCUAUAGAUCCGGGUUAUUGGACCCGGAAGUAGGUUGUGAAGGGAAAAAGACGCGUGAAACAUGGCAACUGGAGUGGAUCAAGUUGUCGGGAUGGGCCUGGUUGCCUUCAGCCUUAUCUUGUUUAGCUACUACACGGUCUGGGUGAUAGUCCUGCCAUUCGUGGACAGCGACCACAUCAUCCAGAAGUACUUCCUUCCUCGAGAAUAUUCGGUGAUCCUGCCUGGUGUGGCAGCAUUAAUCCUUAUUCUUUGCGUGGGAGCAUUCAUCGGUGCGGUGACUUGGAGGAAUCGCAAGCCCAAGAAAGUGGACUAGACACCAGAGGCAUGGAUGUGGGAAGGAAAAGGGGUGGAGUGAUUUCAUGCAGAGCUUCUGUAGAGAGGUUGCACUAUGAUGGGACUCUGAAGCACUUUUCACUGUUCCAGGCAGAUGAUGUAUCAGUAUGGCAGACAAAACUGCAGAGACAGUACCACCCCGUCGCCUUUGCUGAAGAGCAGAUACCACACCAGCCUCUCUGGUUCAUAGCCCCCUGUCCCUUCACUUAUUGAUGGCUGCUAGUUUAUUGCUGGGUUUUCCCAUAUGGGCUUUUUGUCUCGUAAAAAUGCUUAAAGGACCAAAGUGGAAGCCAUAACCCCCCCCCCCCAGUACUUAGAAAUAUUCUUAGCAUUGACCCAUCAUCCUCAUACGAGAUCCUUGCUCCCCUUAAAUCGUUACUGUGAUCUCUUUGCAAAGAUCUUUGCUGUUCAUUUCUAGGCAUAAUGUUACCAGUUGCCUUGGCUGUCUAUUGAGAUUUUCACAUGAGCUUCCCACCAGUUUUGAUUUUUAAAACACAGCUAGAAAAAUUAUGCAAGCCGGCUUUGUAUAAUACCUUAACAGACUGUAAAUAUAGUUCUUUUGGAAAUCUUAGAAUUUGGAGUAUUUCCAUGUUUGUUCUUCUGUUUGUUGUCCAAAAGGACAGAAAUGUGUAUAUAUCUAUCCACUCAUCCAUGCAUUUUCUAACUGCUUAUUCUGGUUGUUAUAUAUAUUAUCCCAGGUACCACAGGGCAUAAGGAUGGGGUAUGACCUGGACAGGGUGCCAGUCAGUUUCAGGGCACAUACACCAUUUUGCACUGUAUGCAGUAUAGAGACACCAGUUAGCCUAACCGCAGGUCUUUGGACCACUGGAGAAAGCUGGAGUACCUGGAAACAUGCAAAAGCUGUACCCAGGCCUGGAGUGGGAUUUACACCACCAUACUGUAUGUGCGUGUACAUAUUCAUUUAUUUCUGAUACAUUUCAGUAAAAUGUAUUCAUACUUAUGUGAA